AUGGCUCGGACACUUGGCGUACAACAAAAACUACAAUCAUUCGUAAACAGAUGCCUGCGCAAUUUCCUAAACAUAAGGUGGCCAGAGGUCAUCUCUAAUGAGGACCUUCGGAAAAGAACAAAACAAACACCGGUCGGAGAAGACAUCAAGAAGAGAAAAUGGGGGUGGAUUGGUCAUACAAUGCGUAAAGCUCCAGCAAACGUCAAUCGGCAGGAAUUGGACUGGAACCCCCAAGGAAGAAGGAAAGUUGACAGACCAAGACAGACCUGGAGAAAGAGCACAGAUGCUGAAAUGAAGGCAGCCGGUAUGAAAUGGGCCGAGCUGAAGAGGGUCUCUCAAAACUGUGUCCGUUGA
Messenger RNA from Pecten maximus, 354 nucleotides. RefSeq lists its product as uncharacterized. The record is from RefSeq and is a predicted model, not a curated record. Lineage: Eukaryota; Metazoa; Mollusca; Bivalvia; Pectinida; Pectinidae. Bases 1 to 354 code for a protein of 117 amino acids. The transcript has a single exon.